UAGAACACAUCGAAGCGGAUGCGGAAACUUUAAUAUUCAUGAAUUCUGAAUUCCUCAAAGCGAAAGUAAAAGUAUGCUCGACUUCUUCUUAGUAUAAAUAAUUCCUGGAAUAAAUUAUUCUUCGACCACAUGCGGUUUUGUUUGUUAAAACGCUUUGCAAAGUUACUAACCACGUUUUACUAUCAUCAUCCUCAUGGCGAAAUACAAUUUAUUGCAAGAAGGCUUCACCAACGACACAUUCGCUGUAGCAUUUGACGUCUACACGCCAAGACCUCACUUCAUUAUUCUACCUAAAAGCGACAAGUCUGUCGAUCCAGAAUUUAGCCGGAUAACAAACGAACAAACACAGCAUCUCAUCGAAACGGGAAAGUCCGCGUUAGCAUGCUUCAAGAUAGACCGUGCAGUUUUGUCCAUACAUCGUGGAUCAUGGCGAACGACAAGAGAUAAAUUUCACGUCCACAUUUGUGUCGACGUCGAUAGCUAUUUGCGGAUCUACGAAAGCCGAAAGAAAGCCAUUCCUAACUGGCCGAGUCGUGAUUAUGUUACGAAGCAAUGGCGAUGGAGGAGAGAUCCUCGUUUCUAUCCAGAAAACGUACGAGGUUAUCCAUACCGUAGCUAUUUGGACGACGAAGUUGCAGGGAUCAGAACCAUCAGAAAAGAAACGUCACGUAAAAGAGACAGCAAAGUUGAUAAACUCGAUGAAGAUGGUCCUCUUGAAGGUUGUAUCACUAAAGUAGUCUAUCAUUCAAGUCAACCAAAGAUUGGCUUCGUUAGUGCAAAGCCCGAGUCGACUCAGGAUUUCCAAAACUUGCUCUCGGCUAUAGAAAAGUUCGCUGAAGAACGCAAUUUAGUUAAUACGGAAUCAAAAGACGAGAACCAUGGCUGCCAUGUUUGCUUGUAUUUAGGAUCAGCUAAAACCGAUGAUUGGAAUUACAGCGAGGAAGAUAGCGAGGAUAUUCGAGGAUACAUUGUGACAACCGGAGUUCGUUUCUAUCAACUAUGUCCCGAGGACCUCCGGGAUGAUUGGUUUUAUGCUUACAAACAAUCUGAUUUUAAAUGUCUGACCUGAACAGCAACAGAAACGGUUUCACAAAUGCUUCAUACAGGCCGAAGAAGCAAAAGAUAAACGCAUGAUGCCUUUCUAUCGACUUUCUUCAACAUAUAAACCUGAUGUAGUAUAUGGUUUUGUUGUCAUCACACUUGUCAAAUUAUAAUACAUCAGUAAAUAAA
Messenger RNA from Dendronephthya gigantea, 1230 nucleotides. RefSeq lists its product as uncharacterized. Lineage: Eukaryota; Metazoa; Cnidaria; Anthozoa; Malacalcyonacea; Nephtheidae. The coding region runs from base 194 to 1069 and encodes 291 amino acids. The transcript has 2 exons. The record is from RefSeq and is a predicted model, not a curated record.